AUGGCGGAGACAUUACUUGCCCUUCUACUUGUUACCAACUCCGCCAAAGGCUCAAAUCUCGUCUUCCGAUGGCCCGAAUCGCCUCAGUCAUCUCCUCGACUCAGCCGCUCGCGCCCGGACCCAAAGCUUUCAUUAUCUCAACUUGACAACCCAUGGAAAGCAUCCCAUUCACAAGACGCGUUGGAGAGAGCCGAAGUUUUGCCACCCAAAGACUACGCUCACGACCCAGAAUAUCGUUGGGAACGACCAAACGCCCUCCGAGAUAGAUCCCUCUCGUAUUCGCAUGAAUCCGGUCGGGCAUCUCCUUCACGGGAUAUGGCAUAUAGCUUUGACAAAGUUUCAUCGCCAGACGAAUAUGACCAUGUGUUGGGAUAUUCAGGAGAGUUCCUUGCAAAUGUACUAUGCCCACACAAGGCAAUGUGUCACCAGAAGUUUGAACUGGUGGUAGAUGAUCUUGCAUUCAUAGGACAUCCCGUCUGCGCGGAUUCCGAUACUCGUUGGUCCUUCAAACCGGAGAAAAUCAAGCCUGGUUCUAGAGGGCGCGAGGAGCGGGAUCUGGAUAGCUCUUCUUCGCCUCAUAUUGCAGAGAAUUCCACCUCACUAAGCCCAGAAUUAACUGGUUCUGAGCCGCCAUCUUCAGGCAAGGCUCCAUGGCUCCAUACAUUCCAUUUAGUGCUGGUACUCGACCUCCCUGAUCCUUCCUCGUCCGCGUCCGGAAAUUUAGCAAAAUAUUUCAACACCCUAUACGAACAAAUCGCUUUCACUCUUACAGCCGUUUUAUACCAAGAACAAGUUUUAUCCAAUUUUGUAGAAGAAGAGUGCGAUGUACUGUUAUCCCUUAAAGAGACCUGCAUUACAAACGGAGAACCAUAUUCGAAGUAUUCCGCCAGUGCUCUCGAAAUUUCAUCAAUCGCCCCCGCCAUGAAGACGAUAUUUGAAGCUAUAAAAUCUUCCUCUAUGGCCUACGUUACUAUCAAUUACCUUCCCCUCGAGCUCCAACUCCCACCCUAUCUUGACAGUCUCUUACAUAGCCAAGACGAUCAAGACGCAGACAGUAUUGAUCCCUAUGAUGAUGACCCAACAUUGACUUGGGGCGAACACAUGAAUCUCGGGUGGAAACUGCCUACCAUGGCACCAUGGAAGACUUUGUUGCUUUUGGAUAUCGACAAUGAAAUGGAUCCACAUCAAAUACUUAACGGUCCUCAUGGAAAUGCGGACGACAAGACAUUAGCAGAGGGACUUGUUCGGUUCCUGGAGACUGCGUCUGUAACGUUAUCUCUCUAUGACAUGGCAAACCUUUUAGACUGGGAUCUGGAAUCUCAAGUAUAUCCCAUUGUCCGUUGGCUUGUACUUCAUCGAAGGGCCAAGGUUGUGGAUGUAGUUCAUGCGGGAUUAAAAACCGCCUUUGCUCUGUCGCCCAAGUUUGGGUCAACACUUUCACAGUUAUCCACCGAAUUCCAUGACGCAUUUCCACACCCUGCCAUCCCUCCUCUGGCUCAAAUCCUUGCAACAGUGUCGGCUUCAACAUCAAAGCAAACAGACAACCACUUUUUCGCCUCGGUCGUGAAAUCAAAGGAGUUGAUUCCCAUGUACCAUGACGUAGUUCUUUGGAUGCUGAAGAGAGAUAUUCUAACUACUCUACACUUACGAAUUCGCGUGGUUGCCACCCGGGAAUUGAAGCUUCGUGUCAAAGAGGAGAGAGACAGAAAGAUAAUGCAAUCUGGAGGUUCUGUUAAAUUCCAUAAACGGUCAAAGUCUGGAUCGGACAACGGGGAUAGCGUCUCUAGAACAAGAAACCCGUCGUUCUUUCUUAGCCCGAGGUCAGCACGCAAUUUUGCAAGACGGAUUUCGUCGAACGAGUCAGGGAAGAGCGAAAUAAGCGAGUUGAACUUUGACAUUGACGAACCAAUGCAUAGGUUGGUCGAGGAGGAGGAGGCCAGUGAUUCUGAACAAGAUAAUUCUGAAGUUGAUGACCAAGAGGAAUCAGGAUGGGAUACUACAGAAGAUCAUCUUUCGCCCAGUAUGAUAAAUGACCCUGGUAAAGCUACGCCAAUGCAGCGCCGCUGGCUUUCUGCAAUGUCGGACGGUAAAGACCCUGCCAUCGCAAAGCGAUUCGAACUUAUAAAUCAAUAUUUCGAUGGCAAAAAAUCGGAUGAUGAGAUUCUAUAUCGCGCUGAAAUAUCUAGGAAGCAGCUACGAGAGGUCCUUCAUCAUUACGAGGACUAUUUGCAGACCUUCUUGCAUCCUUCAUGA
Messenger RNA from Psilocybe cubensis, 2253 nucleotides. RefSeq lists its product as uncharacterized. The record is from RefSeq and is a predicted model, not a curated record. NCBI's taxonomy places the organism in Eukaryota, Fungi, Basidiomycota, Agaricomycetes, Agaricales, Agrocybaceae. Gene Ontology annotation, cellular component: GATOR1 complex. Gene Ontology annotation, biological process: TORC1 signaling; positive regulation of autophagy; cellular response to amino acid starvation. The transcript is spliced from 6 exons. Bases 1 to 2253 code for a protein of 750 amino acids.